GGUCCUCGCCAUUCUAGGCCCGCCCCUUGCCGGACGGUGACUGUGCUGUGUGGGCCAGGCGGCCGCCGCUGCUGCUGCUGCUUCUCCUCCUCCUUCUUCUUCCUCCUCCUCCUCCUCUUCUUUUUCUUUUUCUUCUUAUUCCCUUCCUUCCUUCCCUCUCCCCCUUCAGCCAGUCAUCACCGGUGAGCGCGACAUGGCGGAGUCGCCCGCUCUCCCCACCUCGACAGCCCCAGCAACAGCCCUCCAUGCCGCCGCUGCCGGCUCCCAGCGGCUGCUCUUCACCCACGACCUGGUGUCAGGGCGGUACAGGGGCUCGGUGCGCUUCGGCCUGGUGCGCGUCAUGCAUGGCGAGGACUCCGACUCGGAGGAGGAUGAGGGUGGACGAGGCCCCGGCGGCGGCGGCGGCGGCGGAGGAAGCAGCGGGGGAGGCGGCGGCGGCGGCCCAGGGGGAGGCAGUUCGGGUGGUUCCGAGUCCGGAGGCCCCUGCGGUGGGGAGGAGAGCCGCGGCAGCCCCCUUCGCCGCGGAUACGUGCGAGUCCAGUGGUACCCGGAGGGCAUUAAGCAGCACGUCAAGGAGACCAAGCUGAAGCUUGAGGACCGGUCGGUGGUGCCUCGUGAUGUCGUCAGGCACAUGGGCUCACGUGACAGCCAGUGUGGGACAGUAAUUGAUGUAAACAUAGAGUGUGCAGUAAAACUGGUGGGGACCAACUGUAUCCUUUAUCCUGUCAACAGCAAAGAUCUUCAGAAUAUCUGGCCGUUCAUGUAUGGUGACUGCAUAGCCUAUGAUUGGUGGCUAGGAAAAGUGUACGAUUUAAAGAAUCAGAUCAUUCUGAAGCUCUCCAAUGGUGCCAGGUGUUCUAUGAGCACAGAAGAUGCAGCAAAGCUCUAUGAUGUCUGCCCACAUGUCAGUGACUCAGGCCUCUUCUUUGAUGACUCAUAUGGCUUUUAUCCUGGGCAAGUUCUCAUUGGUCCCUCAAAAGUCUUCUCAAAUGUGCAGUGGCUUUCAGGAGUGAAGCCUGUUCUCAGCACGAAAAGCAAGUUCAGAGUGGUGGUGGAAGAGGUGCAGGUGGUGGAAUUGAAAGUGACUUGGAUCACUAAAAGUUUCUGUCCUGGAGGUACAGAUAGUAUAAGCCCUCCACCAUCUUUAAUUACCCAAGAGAAUUUGUCUAGGGUAAAGCGUCUGGGAUGCUUUGACCAUGCAGAGCGGCAACUUGGAGAAAGAUGUCUAUAUGUAUUUCCUGAGAAAGUGGAACCUGCAAAAAUCACAUGUGAGUGCCCAGAGAGAAACUGUGUUCUGGGAGAAGGAUCUGUUACCAAAAAGAUGGCCUGUCCUUGUUUCGUAUCCAACGUAAAGCCUGAAAAGGUGAGGAGAUUACUGAAGAAACAGAUAGUGAAGAUCAUGUCAUGCUCCCCAGACUCACAAGGUACCCUUGACCUCCCGGAAGGAGAGUCUGCUGCAGCAGGUGACCAACCAUCUGAAGAUCCUAAAGCCAUCUCAAAAUGUGAACGAGAGGACUCUGCCAGUGGUGCUGUAAGCUUACAGGAGGUAAAGGAAGAGCACCUCGAUGAAACAGGGAAAGGGGUUGCUUGCAGAGCAGCUGGGCUGCAGCUGCAAGCACCUUUUGUACUGAAACGGGAUGAUGGCUCCUCAGACUACAAGCUGCAGUCAACAGAACAGGAUGCAGAUGAUGAGGCGGCAGAUGACACUGAUGACACCAGCUCCGUGACAUCUUCUGCCAGUUCCACAGCUUCUUCUCAAAGUGGCAGUGGCACAGGGCGUAAGAAGAGUAUCCCACUCUCCAUCAAAAACCUCAAAAGGAAACAUAAGAAAAAGAAAACCAAGGUUUCCCGGGAGUUUAAGCCAGGUGACAGGGUUGCUGUAGAAGUGGUGACCACGAUGACUUCAGCCGAUGUGAUGUGGCAGGAUGGCACGGUGGAGAAAAACAUUCGCUCCAAUGAGCUAUUUCCCGUCCAUCACUUGGACAACAAUGAGUUUUGCCCUGGAGAUUUUGUGGUGGAUAAAAGAGCACAGAGUUCUCAGGAUCCUGGUAUGUAUGGAGUGGUACAAUCAGGUGACCAUGUUGGCCGCACCUGUGUAGUGAAAUGGUUCAAGCUGAAGCCCAGUGGGGAUGACGUUGAGCUGAUUGGAGAGGAGGAGGAUGUGAGUGUGUAUGACAUUGCUGAUCACCCAGACUUCCGCUUCCGCACUACUGAUUUUGUGAUCCGCAUUGGCAAUGCCGAGGAUGGUGCUUCAGUUGGUGAAAAUGAGCCCUCUGUGGGUCAGGUGGCUCGUGUGGAUUUCAGCAGCAAAGUAGAAGUUGUGUGGGCUGAUAACUCUAGGACAAUUGUUUUGCCACAGCACUUGUAUAACAUAGAAUCUGAGAUGGAUGAAGAGACAGACCUUGAUUCCAUAGAUGGCAGCACUAGCGGUGCCUCCUCAGAUGAAUGGGAGGAUGAGAGUGAUAGCUGGGAGACGGACAAUGGCCUCAUGGAAGAUGACCACUCAAAAGCAGAGGAAGUUGAGCCUGAGGAGCCACCUGUGGAAGAGGUGAAAAAGGUAGAGGAGCAAGUACAAGGUGCUGUGGCAAUGGCAGUGGCUGAUUUGACAGCAGAUAAGUCAGGCAAAGAAGGGACCCCAAAGAGCUUCCGUGAGUUAAAGGAGGCCAUCAAGAUCUUGGAGAGCCUGAAGAAUAUGACAGUUGAACAGCUGUUGACAGGUUACCCAACUUCUCCAACAGUAGAACCUGAAAAGCCUACCCGGGAAAAGAAGUUCCUGGAUGAUAUCAAGAAGCUGCAGGAGAAUCUGAAGAAGACCCUGGACAACGUAGCUAUUGUGGAAGAAGAAAAGAUGGAGGCUAUGGCAGAGGCAGAGAAGAAGGAAGAGAGAGAGGCACAGACGCAGACACCAGUGACAUCAGAAUGGCCUAGCGAGACUCCAGUGCUGUGCCAGCAGAGUGGAGGCAAGCCUGGAGUUACAUUCACCAGUGCCAAGGGGGAAGUCUUCUCUGUGCUGGAGUGUGCCCCAGAUAGCCAUGCCUUUAAGAAAAUGGAAUUCCAGCCUCCAGAAGCCAAGAAGUUUUUCAGCACAGUGAGGAAAGAAAUGGCUCUGCUAGCAACCUCAUUGCCAGAUGGUAUCAUGGUCAAAACCUUUGAAGAUAGAAUGGACCUCUUUUCAGCAUUAGUCAAAGGACCUACUCGCACACCGUAUGAAGAUGGCCUCUUCCUAUUUGACAUCCAGCUCCCCAACAUCUACCCAGCUGUCCCCCCUCUCUUCCGUUACCUCUCCCAGUGCAGUGGGAGACUGAACCCCAACUUGUAUGACAAUGGGAAAGUCUGCGUAAGCCUUUUGGGAACAUGGAUAGGCAAGGGCACAGAGAGGUGGACCAGUAAAUCUAGCCUUCUCCAAGUGCUCAUCUCAAUCCAAGGGCUUAUCCUAGUAAACGAGCCUUAUUACAAUGAGGCUGGCUUUGACAGUGACCGGGGCUUGCAAGAGGGCUAUGAGAACAGCCGGUGCUACAAUGAGAUGGCUUUGAUCCGUGUGGUGCAGUCGAUGAUGCAGUUGCUACGCAAGCCAGUAGAAGUCUUUGAGCAGGAGAUCUAUGAGCAUUUCUGCUGUAAUGGUUGGCGCCUGGUCCACCGCAUUGAGUCCUGGGUGGAGACAAAUGAGCUGGUGGAAAGGAGUCAUGACCAUGCCAGCCUGGGAGAGUCUUCCUUUGUGCAUUCAGCAUGUAGCAUUUUGGCCGAGAGCCCUGUAGACAGUAUGGGGCCCUUGGGAGAGCAAGAGUUAGGGGCUGCUGCAGCAGCUAGCCAGUUGUCUGAGAGCAAGGAGGAGCUGGAAGACUCUGGUUGUGGAAUGUCAACACUUGCUGCUAGUGACACCCAUCAAUAUUCAGACUCGGAGAGCACGGGCCAGGCCAGAGCAACACACUUUGCCAGAGACCCAACAGAUGAGGGUAAAGCUGCUCAAGACUCUGUUGCUCAGCCUAGUGUGAAACCAAAGAAAAGGAGAAAGAGCUACAGGAGUUUUCUCCCGGAGAGGAGUGGCUACCCUGACAUUGGUUUCCCCCUCUUCCCACUGUCCAAGGGGUUUAUAAAGAGCAUCCGUGGUGUCUUGCAGCAGUACCGAGCUGCCUUAGUAGAGGCCAACAUCCCAGAGUGGACAGAAGACAAAUAAAACAUCAGGUUAGGGACAGACAGAUGCACAGAAAAGGAGGAACAAGGAGGGAGAAAGUAGCAACAGUUGUUAACAAUAAAUAGACUCUCUCAGUGCACCCUUUCCUCCUUGGCUUGGUUUGUUAUAGAGAAAUCAGAAGCUCACUUUAGGCUCUUCUACCCCCUUCCCACAUUCCAGAUGCACAGGAUGAUUGAAUACCUCUGCACAGGCACACGCACACACCAUGUUCCCCUUUUCAGCUUGAUCCUGAGAGGACAGGAGCUCUGACCUUUCCAUUCCAGACCUGGUGCAAAGCUGGAAUUGGAUCUUCUUAACUCCUGCUUGUGUAAUGGCAGUCCCUCUUCCCUGUGUGAUCCUCUUGGGUGCUAUGGCUGGUUAUGAUGCUUUUGAUUUAAGCCUAGGGACAUCCUUGAUUUAUAUCUUGAGAGGAAUAUCUAUUGCUGUAUUAUUCCUCUCCACUUUGUGACCUAAUGUCACUAAAUCUGGUCAGUUAAUAAGCACUGAAUUGCUCACAUUUUCACCUCUGUAUCAGUUCUCAGUUGUUUCUUGAUUGGUUCACUGCUUACCACCUCUGUAUGAGCUAAGGAAAUAAAUUCCCCAGAAGUUGACGUAGGCUUGGACUUAGUGCACGAGAGCCGCAAAGUGAUAAAUAUAAGCUGUUUGUUUUUCCUGACAAGUGUAAUCCCUUGGUGAGCCACCUUGAGACAGGAGCUAACUGCUAGGUGAGCUGCAUUUGAUGCAGUCAGCACUCAGAACCUUCUCUUUGGCUUUCUGAGGAUCGCUUGCUGUCUUGUCUCAAAUGUACAACUUCUUCUGAACAGCAUAUCUCUUUCCACUUUGCGUUGAAGGGGAAUAGUGCAUAUAGCAUAGUCUUCUCCUCUGCUGGAUACAUGAACACUCUGAUGCCAACUCAUCUAUGUACACCAAUGUACCUCAGGAUGGCACUUGAACAACUGCAGGGUGCAACCCACACUUUCCAAUUUCGCCUUUCACUUACGUGUUUGCAAAGUGGCAGCUCUGCCUGACUUUGUAUCUUCAUGAACUUUAUCAAGUUUAUAGCAACAAGCCUACAUUCUGAUAGACAAUGGGUGUCUCUUGUUCAGUGUCCUUAAGUAAAAUCACAUCCUUUAAUGUGCAACACUGUUAAUUCCCAUCCCCUGUUCCUAGACUUUGAUUCCACUCCUGUUUCCAUGUGGCAUGACCCAGUGAUACUGUAACAGAGCAGGCGUUGCAGUGGGGCCAACCAUGUAUUUCUGACAAAUCACGGCUGGUGAUAUAUUCAUAUUCUUGCAUCCUAGAUGAGAUUACAAUCUGCUUUUCAUUCAGUGUACUCCCAUCUUUGCAUGGCAUCACAUUUACCCUUGUGCUUCCAUUUCUCUGAUAAUGACCUAAAUGCCCCUAUUUCAUCAUCCCAGUUGGAUAAUCUAACUGGAGACACUGAAGAGGAUGACACAAAUCUUGUGUUUACUCAGAUGUUAAUGAGUUAGCCAUUUUAGUAUUGCAGAUUAAGAUUUGAGAGAUAGUGGUUCUCUAGUUUGGAGGUUGCAGUAUGCAAGCUUUUGUGGCCAAGCCAAUCAUGAAUCAAAAGAGGCCAUGCUUGUAAAAGAGCAGCCGAAGAAUUAAAUUGACCAUAGUACCGUUUGAGGAUAGGAGCAAGAAAGGAAUUGACGGGGAAUCUGUUGUCUGCAUUGCCAGACACUCUGUUAAUUGUGUGAAAGGGCAGACGGGAGGGGGCUGUGUCUGUUUCUGUGUGUCAUCACAUUCUUCAUUCAGAUGUGGCCGUGGCUCCUCUUCUCCCCAGGAGACAGGAACUUACCAGCCACAUAUUUUAUUAUGAUGAUAAAUUUUUAAAAAGCAGGCUUUUCAAAUCACCAGUCACAUAGCUGUCCACCCUGUUUUGUGAGGUGGCUACCCUUCCAUUUUGAGUAGAUUAAUAAGGUGGGAGGAGCCACAGAAUAUAGGGCUAACGGUGCUAUGGACUGCAAAGAGCUGAGCCACAAGAGGACUCCCUUUAUUAGGGUGCAAUUGAGAGCUUUGUGUGAAGCUAUUUUAAGGGGAGAUCUUACUUACUCUUUUGCCCUAGGGAUCUGCUGCCACCUUUGAAUCAAUCAAGUGCUGUCCCUUAUCCUUGCUGUCAGCCCCUACCAGAGGCAUGCACAGAGGUUUACACCUUUUUUCUAUAAGCUUUUGAAUAAUGUGAAGCUCUAGGUUAUGCAGUUGCUAGUGGGCGCACUGUGCAACUAUAACUCUCUUUUUUUGGUGUAUGUAAUAGAGUGAAGAGAAAUUUCCAAGAGACAAAUGCUUACAACACCCCAAAAAGCCAAAGCAUGAGGCAUAUUGCUAGUCUUGAGAUGGGCUACAUGAUUGUGAUGUAUAAAUUUAAAAUAUCUGUUAAGUGCUAGGGAGGGAAGGGGAAAGAAAUAUUACAAAAAAUAAAUUUCUAGCCUUCAUUCUGUACAGUAUUUAAAACUAAUGGAGCUGUCAUAUUGGGCCAGUGCUUAGAGGUGUGUUACUUUUGCAGCUGUGAAUGCUUGGUUGCUUACAAUAUAUGUAUAAAGUAUUGUGUGAUUAAUCUUUUUUUACUUGCAAACUUUGUUUGGCUAACUAAGAUGUAGUAAUAAAAGAAAGAAAGUGGCUUGCCAUUAUGUUUUGCCGCUGUUAAUAGAUUUGCUUGUGCUUGCUCGGUCUCUUGUGAGAUUUGUAUAUCACUAAAAUUCUGUUUUAACCAUUAAAAGGGAUGUAGGCAUUCCUGAAGAGGCUGGCCAAGGAGGUGGCUUCUUUCCCAGUCCAGCUGUUGUAUGUCUUUCCUGAGGAAGAUGGAUCAGUCCUGUUGCUUGUGAGCAGCUACCUAUAUCUCCCACUUGGAAAGCUUCCAUGGGAUCCUUCCCUUUGAGACCAAAUUCUCCCUUGUUCUCUUGACCUAUGUCAGUGUUACAUUCCUUUGUGAUGUGUCAGGAAGCCUUGAGCCCAUUUGUGCAGACUUAGGCAGUGACUGUAUUCAGCAACCUCACUCUGUUAGUUGCAGUGUUACUUUGCACAGUAUCAACAUACCCUUCUGCCACCAACCCCCAGUGGUGGGCUUUACCUAAGGAAACACAGUGCUAGUUCCCAACAUCUGUGUGCCCAGAUGUUCCCAAUGUUUAUGCAUGGUGAGCAUGCCUGUUUGUUUGAACUGUUUGUAGGUCCCCCCUCUGAAAACAGUCAGGCAAAUGCCUCAGCUGAACCAUAACAACUGAAAUCUAAGUUGCUCAGUGGGUGGGAGGGAAGGAAGGAAGCUGAAGGAAUGUUAGGAUACAGCAGGCUCUAUAUACAAGUAAAUCCUAAUGCCCAACUCUCAGGAUUUUCUUUCAUGGUCUCUUCCCCCCCUUUCCCCCUAGGCAGCACAGAAAAUAAA
Messenger RNA from Rhineura floridana, 7568 nucleotides. It is a transcript of the gene UBE2O, whose product is annotated as ubiquitin conjugating enzyme E2 O. Lineage: Eukaryota; Metazoa; Chordata; Lepidosauria; Squamata; Rhineuridae. The record is from RefSeq and is a predicted model, not a curated record. The coding region runs from base 194 to 4174 and encodes 1326 amino acids. The transcript is spliced from 19 exons.